This is a messenger RNA of Pocillopora damicornis (cauliflower coral), 1946 nucleotides long. RefSeq lists its product as uncharacterized. The record is from RefSeq and is a predicted model, not a curated record. Gene Ontology annotation, molecular function: nucleic acid binding; hydrolase activity; metal ion binding. Lineage: Eukaryota; Metazoa; Cnidaria; Anthozoa; Scleractinia; Pocilloporidae.
AAAAUCAUGGUGGAAUCCACUGCGAGUUUGCUUCUCCUUUUGGUGAUCGAGUACCUUCUGCAUGAAAUAGCCGGCCAGCAGUGUAGUACGAUUGGCAUCAAUGGAAUAGCUGGCUGCCAGUGCAAUCUAAUGGAGGCCUGUGACGAAGAUGGAAAACCAAAGUCCACUUGGGCUCAAUACUUGCCAACCGGUGUGGAUCAGUUCGGGCUUGUCGAUGGAGGACACCAAAACUUGGCGUAUCUCUGUGAAGUUGGUGCAGUUGCAAUUCUCUAUGACUGCAACAACCGAAUUCCUCUCUUCGCGGCCACGGUAAUUACAGGCGCCCAAUUAUUAGGACGUGACUUCGGGCGUCGACCGCCCGCUAAUUUUAGAAGAAGCAGUCUAAAAUGGCUCUCUCUAAAAUUUCAGCAAGUAGGUAAAGAUUAUCUUCGAGCAAUAAACCGAGAGCUUUGCUAUGUAACGAGGAGAGGAGACAGGUACCUCGUUGACAAAGACUGGGUUAUUUCAAGUGGACACAAAAGCCGUUUCCGUACUCAAGACUGUCCUAGAGGAUCGUUGGUCAAAACAAUAAUACACCGCGGGCACUUGAUUGCCUCACAGUACGGCCGUAAAAAUCCAAAAAAGAAAGCAGCAACUUUUACUUACACCAAUGCUGUCCCUCAGUUUGGAUUGUUUAACUCCCAUCCUUGGCAAGUCUGUGAGAGACGCUUGCUAAUGUGGGGAACUCAGAAUUGUGCGAAAGUAAAAGGAGCAACGCAAGUUCAAUUAUUCAUAGUGGUUGGCGCCAUGCCAUCGACAGUAUUUAGUCCACUUAAACAUCGAUAUUUUGGCAAAAAAGGAUUCAGCGACUACAUGGACAAUGUUUACCGGGUGAAUGUGCCAAAACACAUGUGGACUGCUGCUUGCUGUAGGUACAAAGCUAAGCGAGUCUGGAAGUAUCACAGCACGGCCUCCAAGAGGGAAAAUAAUCCGGGAAUGGAACCAUGUGUUACGUCAGAUAUUGGCAAGUUAUCGCAAUGGUUGUUCCAAUCAGUAAGAGGUGGGACUCGUGUAAAUUUAUUUCCGGAGACUCCCCAGUGCAAUAAGAAGGAUAACUUUAUUCCUUUAUGGUGAUGCAAAAACUGGACACUGCUAUUUUAGAUAAGAAGGACGUUAGGAAAGCGACGCUUUCGUGAUCAUUACUCAUGUAAUAGGACUUGAAACACCUGAAGCCUUGUAAUCACAGUGUACUAGUGUUAUUUCUGUUCACGGAAAAAAAUCCUCUUUAAAACUAACUUCGUAAACUCGAUAUUUUGAAAAACCAUUUUCGUUGUUAAUUUUCGACCUCUUGUUAUGUAUAUAUAUUAGCUAGUAACAGCACAGUCGCAUAAUCGUAUAUCUGCAGAGAACAUAAGACAGCGGGACAUACUGUGCGACAACUGCAACAACCUCCUCUCAUUAGUUAGGUUCUUUUUGCGAGUAUCGUUAUUCGUCAGGUGACCUGAUCAUUUCUAGUGCAUGUAGGUUUAGUAAGACUUCUUAAAUUUACUGAAUUCAGUAAUCUCUGUGAUUUUAUAAAACAGGACUUGCGAAUCUAAUCCUUAUCUCUGACAUCUCUGGCCGGUUCAGUUUAGUGGCAACUGCGUCCAAUAGGAGGCGAGGCCUCAUAUGUCGUCGAAACGAGUGAGUGAUGCUAACAAUAGAAUUGCGAUCUUGACCCAAUUUUGACCCGAUGUUUCCCGGUGAUACUUAUUGUUUGUUUCGAAGUAUCUUAGUACUUCGAUAUUCGCACUCGAUACACAAUUGAGUUCUCUCCUUCUGCAAUUUCUGGCUUAUAGCCACUGACACGUUGUAGUAUCAGUUCUUGUCGUGACACUACAAACACCUCAAAAUAAUUUCUCAGUCGCGUCUUCGGCACGUUGAAGACAAGACUCCUUGCGGAAAUAAAUGAAUAAGUGUGAUAUGCA